Messenger RNA from Macrosiphum euphorbiae (potato aphid), 1296 nucleotides. The record is from the annotation of a GenBank genome assembly. NCBI's taxonomy places the organism in Eukaryota, Metazoa, Arthropoda, Insecta, Hemiptera, Aphididae.
AUGAAACAACUAGCUACGACAUUAAUGCAGUAUAGAUCAUUCAAAGAGAAACAAGAAUGUCUGAGCAAAUCACUCGAUCAUCUGUCAUUUGACUAUCCUGAUAUAUACGUAAUGUUGUAUAGAGAGAUAAAAAGAAGAGAACUGGAAUCUAAUGAUCCGAAUAGAAUUGCUAAAUGGUUAAGUAAUUCAGAACAAAAUCCGUAUGUCAAGCUUCAUGAAUCAUUGAUGAUGGUGAAAAAUAAGAACAUCAUGGCCAAAGAGGAGUUAAUGUACAGUUUAAGCGCUAUGUUAAACCAAACAAUUAAAAAUGGUACCAACAUUGAAGCAGCAGUAAAAAUAUGCCAUUUAAUUAGAAAAUCAUCGAACUUGAAAAUAUUUAAUGAGACAUUGAAAGAACUCAUUGGCCAAGUAAACCAGUUGAGCAGCACUCAACGCCAUAUGCCAAAAGAAACCAAGACAGAAAACAUUUGGAGAAACAAUUUCAGACCUCCACAAAUAGACCCUUUCCAGCGAUUUAAUUUUAAAUCUGCUCAACAACAGCAUACCCCUGUUUGGCAAAAUAUGCUGCAACCAACCAAUUCAGAAGCUGCCCGUGGUCAACCACACUUUAGCAUCGAUUGUUACGGGUAUGAUCAUCUGGAAAUGAUUGCAAGUGUAAACAGUGCUACUACUGUGAGAAACUCACAGACACUUAACACCCUGACGAUUGUUGAUCAAGGAAUGGAUGGAGCAGUUGCUAAGUGGCUUCAUUAUUUGAAACUCCAUAAAUACCAGUGGUUCUUCAAUAGCCUCAAUUAUCUUGAAAUUGUAUUCAUCGACGAGGACAACAUUGAUGGUUUUAUAGCUAAAGUAAACAGAAACUUUAUUACAAAAGGUGCACAAAAAAAGAUGUGCAUAUCGACAAAGACGUUGAGGGAUCGUCCACAAAAGUUAUAUGACUUAUUAUUGAAAUUGGAUUUGGAAGUUACUCCAAAUGAACUGUGUGAGCUCGUGUCAUACAUGCGAGACAUAUUACAUUACCCCAUACCGAACAAGAACUGUGUUGUUGGCGAUCAGUUACAACAAGACAUCGUCCUUGUCAUGGAGAAAUUGUUAAAUCAACUGCUGGAAAAACUAGGUUUUGUCCAUUCUUUAGUUGCUCAGAGUUUACUUGGAAUGUCCAUCAAUAAAUACUUAGAAUGUACAUUGUUAAUUAUUGGUAAUCAAAUGUUUGUGAAACAUCAAAUUGACAGAACAAUGAUGUUUGCUGAUACUUUAAAAUAUAAAGUCCAUAGAAUUCCUAGAAACUUUAACUAG